GAGCCCGACCGCGUCAGACGAAAACAGACCCAUACAAGGCAGUCAGAGUAGAGGGCACGGGUACACAUGAAUGUGAAGUAGCACAGGUUGUCUGCAAACGUUAGCAUAACACGCAUGAUUUUUCUUCCUGCCAGAGACAGUCCACUGCGCACCAGAAAAUAAUUAUUUGCUAAGACUAUCGGGACAGUGUUGUUGUUAUCAUUGUGAGGACAGUGUCAAGAUUUUCAUUUUCAAGGGGGAUCUGUAAAUCUGUUUAUUAGAUCCGUAUUUAGAAAGUCCGUAGGCUUUCAUACCUUUAUCACCUGUAAGAUUAACUCGCCAGGCGGGAAAUGCCGUACGCAGUGAACAGCUUCUUUUGCACGCUGAUUGUGCUUAUUCUCUGGCAAGUGGAGGAAAUCGCUGAAGCAUGCAGCUGUUCUCCUGUGCAUCCUCAACAGGCUUUCUGCAACGCCGAUGUUGUAAUCAGGGCCAAAGUAGUCGGAGGAAAAGAGGUGCACUCUGGGAAUGACAUCUACGGCAACCCCAUCAAGAGGAUCCAGUACGACAUCAAGCAGAUUAAGAUGUUCAAAGGUCCAGACCAUGACAUCGAUUACAUCUACACUGCCACCUCCUCUGCGGUGUGUGGGGUCACUAUGGACACCACUGGCAAGAAGGAGUACCUGAUUGCAGGGAAGGCUGAGGCCAAAGGAAAGAUGCAUGUGACGCUGUGCGACUUCAUCAUGCCUUGGGAGUCCAUGAGCGCCACACAGAAGAAGAGCCUGACCCAGCGCUACCAGAUGGGCUGUGAGUGCAAGAUCACACGCUGUGCUGCCUUCCCGUGUGAAGUCAGUACUCCGGACGAGUGCCUGUGGACGGAUUGGCUGACGGAGAAGCUCGUCAGUGGCCGGCAGGCCAAUCACUAUGCCUGCAUCAAGAGAGGGGAUGGUUCUUGCGCCUGGUACCGUGGCUCUGCUCCCCCUAAGAAGGAGUUUUUGGACGUCGAGGACCCCUAAGACCCCAUGACCCACUCCUGCCCAUGGCAUCCGCCUGAGUAUAAUAGUAAUAAUGAUAACAACAAUAAGGUUUUCCAAAUUCAUUAGGGGAGAGGGAGUAAAGCACACAACAUGACAAGGUUUUAAACUACAGUAUAACGCAAAUCAAGUGCUCAGAGGUUAGAGUAGAUGGUAGAAUUUCUCAUUAGUACAUAGAGUAGCUGACGACAGAAUACAGAUUGGUCACGGGAUGCCCAUGUUGUUUAUUUGCCCAUGAAGGCUGGUUUUAGGAAACACUCCCCAUAUGUGAGGGACAAUCUGUUUUGGCAAAGCACUUUCACCCUCCCCCCUAAAAAAAAACCAAACAAACAAAGAAAAAAACAAAGCACUUAAUUCUGAUACUUUACUCCAAAGAACGAAUGGGUGUCUUAUUGCAGAUGACUAGAGACGAAAAAACACUCCCAAGAGACUCACUCUAAAAUGUUGGUCUCAAGUUUCAGGCAGCCUGGAAAAGAUAUCACGGACUGUCAUUAGUGUUGUUUCCUUGAACCAUGCCUUGAUUGUUAUGGUGGAGUUGGACUCGGAUUGUUCACAGAUGUAUAAAGACACACCAUGCACAACUGCACAGCAGAUGGAGAUUAGACACCAAAGUUUAUGCCACUUCACAUGCAUCUGUAGAGGUCAAUCCCGUGUCUGUUUUUCCAAAAAAAAUAUUAAAUAAUGGUGAUGACAAUAAUAAUAAUCUGAAUGUGUAGCUCUAAAUUAAAGCGUGAGACAAGGAGGAAGUGUGAGAUGGGGUUCUACAGGGUCGAGGCUCUAUGGGCUUUUAAUUUGACAAACUUGGGGCAGGGCUGUGGUGUCUCCUUCCUGGAUGAAAAGUCAGUCCACUAACUUAAACACUGCCAGAAGGGGAGUCAGAUUCAAUGAAAGGGACCAGAGGAAGGUCUUCAGUCAUGAUCUUCACGUAUUAACACUGCCAUAAAAUAUAGGAAUAUAACUUGUUAGCAUAGCAUGUAGCUUAUGAAAGAAGAGUAGUUAUACUAACUGAUUUUACUCAAUCUUAUAUCUUGUGUCACAGUCACAGAUAUUCAGAGAACCAUGGCUACCUUUGACUUUGGCCUCUUAGUGCAUUACUAUAGUAGAACCCCCUUCCAUCCACCCACCCAUCUCAUAGAGCUCCAACCCCUCCUCGUGCCUACAGCUCACUCCUACCCCUGUACAGAACCAUCAGUAUCCAUAUACCAUGUGUUAUAUGUUUGUUUAAUUAUGAUUCUGUGUUCAUUAAUAAUCCUGGUUAGAGCUAGAGAUGCACUUUUUUGCUGCCAUCAUAGAGCAUAUAACUGUGAGGAUUGACUCCUCAUUGAAAGUUUUAAAUUCUUCUUUUUUUUAUCUUCCUUCAUUCCUCUCUUCCUUGGGUUCUCAUUCCAUUCUAUCUCUUGUGCCUCUGUUUUCAAUCUUGCUUAAUGAAUUCCUGUUGUAUUUGUCCAGAUGUCAAACUGUUUCCAGGAAGUGUGUGAUGGUAUAAAGCUUGGAGUCAGAGGGUGGCUGAGCGCUACAGUGACGGCCCUGUUGGCAUUGACAUGUUUGGGCCACCGAUUGUAAUGGCAGGCAGAUCCCCCUCAGGAGUGACCUCAUUUGGAGGUAUUGGAUGUGAUUGGCCUAGCUAACGAGAAUUAUUGUUUUAUUUCACUCUUCGAGGUAUGUUACACAUUUUAUGAGGCAUCUCAUAAGGUCAUUAACUCUUGGACUUGAUUGGCAGCAGCUUAGAGAGAAUGUUGCAGGUGCACCCUGAUUGGCUAUCUCUUAAGUCACAUGACCAGGAGCAGGCAAAGGAAGCAAGGGCUGUGGUUGCUAGGCAUUAAGUCUGGAUGUGCUUUUUAACAUUCACGGGUGUCACAAGAUGCAGCCCAGUGCAGUGUAAAUGAGGAUGAGCCGAGAGAGAGAGAGAAAGAGAAAGGAGGAGGAGGAGGAGGGCUUGGAAGACUUGUAGUGAGCGUGGAAUGUGCAGUGCUUCCCAUAUCAGCAGGCUGUGGGCUAUUUGCAGAUGUUCAGUUCCUUGGCCAAAGCAUUCUUGACAUGUUACCAGCAACACACACAAAAAAAAAAAUACUGCCAUCAUCAUCAUCAUCUUGUCUGCUCACCUCUGUGAAUGCGUGCACGGCUAUUGUGUGUCCCCUGUGUUUGUGCGUCUGUGUGUGUGUUUGUGUGUGUGUGUGUGUGUGUGCGUGUGUGUGUGUGUGUGUUUCUUUGCAUAUACAGGUUCGUGUUUCAGCAGUGUGUGUGUGAGACAUUUUUGAAUAAGUGUAUGAGAGAGUGGUUUGACUCAAGCCUUGUCAUUAGGGCCACAUUUGUGCUUAUUAAAGAUCAUGAUCCACUGAGUUGUGAAAACAGAACCAAUCAGGUUGUAGAAGGUCAUAAUGUAUAAAAGGCAAUGCAUCUUAAACCCCAGGCAUUCUGGCUGUUUCCACUCUCUCUCUCUCUCUCUCUCUCUCGCUCUCUCUCUCUCUCUCUCUCUUUCUCUCGCUCUCACUCACUCUCUGUCUACCUUUCUGACAUUUACUGUAAACGAGCUCUUGAGACAUAGUAUCUACAAAAUAACCAAGAGCAACAGUUAAAUCAAGUCUCAUAAAUCUCAUGCUAUACAAACUAUAUUGGAAUAUACAUAAAGGGCAUAAUUUAAGUGUUUGUUGUUGCCAAGUUUUUUUUUUUGCUUUUCUUUUUUACUUUUUGUUUUGUAAACUGUCUUUACCUGUUACAUGAUUUUACUGUCAUUUUGUACUGCCAUUCUCUCUUGUCUUGCUCUUUGAAAAUGAAUCUUUAGUGAGAGACGUCUGAUGCUUGGACCAUAUGAGAGAGCAGACGUGCGAUGAGAACCAGACUAUGCAUGUCUUUGAUGCUUUCGUGUAUUUCCGAUGUGGACGUCCACUUGAUGGACAAAACAUACAGUAUUAAUGAAAAUAAAAAUGUAAUAAAGGACAACACCCUUCCUCCGUC
This is a messenger RNA of Clupea harengus (Atlantic herring), 3965 nucleotides long. RefSeq names its product TIMP metallopeptidase inhibitor 2a (gene timp2a). Gene Ontology annotation, biological process: negative regulation of membrane protein ectodomain proteolysis; negative regulation of endopeptidase activity; response to cytokine. The record is from RefSeq and is a predicted model, not a curated record. NCBI's taxonomy places the organism in Eukaryota, Metazoa, Chordata, Actinopteri, Clupeiformes, Clupeidae. Gene Ontology annotation, cellular component: extracellular matrix. Gene Ontology annotation, molecular function: metalloendopeptidase inhibitor activity; protease binding.